Molecule: messenger RNA, 1667 nt
Organism: Microdochium trichocladiopsis
Lineage: Eukaryota; Fungi; Ascomycota; Sordariomycetes; Xylariales; Microdochiaceae
Product: Elongator complex protein 5
Exons: 3
Coding region: 288-1526 (412 amino acids)
Biological process (GO): tRNA wobble uridine modification
Cellular component (GO): nucleus; elongator holoenzyme complex; cytosol
Molecular function (GO): tRNA binding
Source: RefSeq, a predicted model, not a curated record
AGUCGUCCGCGUGUUAGUCGUCCCUGUUGCGGGCCGCAACCACAAUGCAGGAAGCCCCACUGUAUAAAAGUUGACGUCGAUCCCCCACUGGCAGCGGCAUCAAUCAUGUCGACUCCGAGUAAAACUUCCCUACGUACUUUGGGUACUCAUACCACCAACCUAGCAUUAUUGUAAAACCACGAUAUCUGAGUGCUAGGUUUGAGGCCUCCUUGCUCGAAGCUUGACUGGUGUACCGACUGGAAGCACUCCGUCGCGGAUUAAGGGCAUUCCGCCUCCAGAACAUCGACAUGCCCCCCGUCGCACAGUCACAUGCGCGAUCGCAUGCGCUCCUCCUCCUCCAGAAACUGCUCAACCUCAGGGACAAUGCUAGUCCGCUGACGCUCGUCCUUGACACGCUCGAGCAGAGCGGCAAGCCGGUCGUCCGGGAGUUUCUGCUUCGAGCAAAGAUCGCCAAGAGCAAGACGAUAUUCGUGUCGUUCGAGUCCCUGAGAAAGCCAGCACAUGCAGACGUCCUAGUCAAAGCCCGCGGCAAAUCGCCCGAGGCUCUAUGUGCGGAAAUCGUAUCUCAUUACGGUGCCACACCCGCUGCUGCUGGUGCAGACGGCGCGGGGGAAAAUAAAAUCCUCGUGGUGAUGGACACCCUCAACCCGUUGUCGGCAGCAUACUCGUCCUCCCUGUCCGCCAUCCUGGGUUCCCUCCUCCGGACGCCAGCAGUCAGCAUAGUCGGCGUGUACCACACCGACGUACCCCUGUCACCAUCAUCCUCCUCUUUCAGCCCAGAGAGCCACUACUACGAGCCCCAGCCCCUUGCGGUGCUCACACACCUCGCCACAGCGGUCCUCACGCCGAGCAGCCUGCACCAGGCGCUCGAGCGCAAGCGCGCCAGGGACAGGAGCCUGCAGGCGCCCGAGUGGGGCAUCCACGAGGCGCGGGAGGGCGUGCUCGUCGGCUUGCGGCCCAGGAGACAUCAUCAUCAUUAUCACCAUCAGAGCGCGGGAGCAGAGAGGGGCCCACAGGAUGAGGCUGGACUACGGAGCAGUCGACAAGGCGGGCUCGUGCUGGACAUGGAGCUGCGUCGGCGGAGCGGGCGGUCGGUCAGCGAGAGGUUCGUCUUUGUCCCUGGUGCGUCGACUUCGGCUUCGACUUCGACUUUGACGAACAAGAGCGACGGCACCACUCCGGGCAUCACGCCGCCGAGCACAAGGGGUAAUGACAACAACGCGACAUCGCUACUACUGUCUGCGGCUGGCAAGAUCAUGCUUCUCGCCGAUCAUCCGUUGUUCACCACCAGGGCUGGCGGGGAAGGUGGGCUGGACGGCGGCGGCGGCGGCGAGACUGGUGCCGCGGACGAGCAGCCCGAGUCGACUUUCAACCUGGGCCUCACCGAGAAGCAGCGGCGAGACAGGGAAGGGAUCGUGCUGCCGUACUUUGACGCACAGACGGAUAUAGGCGCGGGUGAAGGGGGCCGGAUCCUGUACGAGAUGGGCAGGGAGGACGAUUUCGAUGACGAGGAGGAUGAGAUAUAGGGUCUCGACAAGACAGAAGACUGUGUGUGUCGUGGUGCAGAGAAUUGAUACGAAACAAAGAACAUAAUGGGAUGCAUCCCCCGCAUCUCGGCAGUACUAAUGGUCUCGAGCAUAGGUAUCGGUCGCGAAUGUGUCACCUCC